This is a messenger RNA of Manihot esculenta (cassava), 1763 nucleotides long. RefSeq names its product squamosa promoter-binding-like protein 13A. The coding region runs from base 479 to 1594 and encodes 371 amino acids. Gene Ontology annotation, cellular component: nucleus. Gene Ontology annotation, molecular function: DNA binding. The record is from RefSeq and is a predicted model, not a curated record. Lineage: Eukaryota; Viridiplantae; Streptophyta; Magnoliopsida; Malpighiales; Euphorbiaceae. The transcript is spliced from 4 exons.
GUUGAAAGGAACAAACAGCCUGUCCUUGUUAUCCCCUUCCUCUCUCUACUCUUUCCAUCCGCAUUUCAACCAAACAAACCCUACAUUUGGAAACAACAUUUUAUUUUUAUUAUUAUAAAAUUACAAUUUCAACUUAAUUUACUAUAAUUAAACUUAAUAUAAUUGGCUAUUUUUGGUCCUCCAUUGGACCUAGCUAUCUAGCUAAUAGCUACCUCUCUUCUAGCUAAUAAACUUAUUAUUUAUGCAUCUAUCUACUUUAUGUACUUUAGCUCUUUGUGGCAUCUGCUAGUUUAUUAUUGCUUCUUAUGUAUGGAAUCCCUGUCAGGAAAUGAAUGGCUGCAAAUUCCGUACCAGUUUUCUUCUGCUCAACAUUGUCUAGUGGUGUAAACAGCAACGGUGAAAAGAGAAGCUUAGCUCAUUCGGGGUGAGAAGGUCUGGUGGGGCAGGAAGAUAGCUUCGAGGAGACUAAAUCUUACAAAUGGACUGGAACCUGAAGGCAACUUCUUGGGAUUUAACUGAAUUCAAGCAAGAAGCUAUUCCAAAUAUUGACGCAUUUCAAAGGACUAGCAGUGAGGAAUUUUCGGUUGAUCUGAAACUUGGUAGAGUCGGUAGUAAUUCAAAUGACGAAUCUACAAAUCAGUGGAAGCAGCCUAGAGUCUCAAAGACGGAAUCUUCGCCGUCAAUAUCAACGAAAAGGGCACGAGCAACUAAUGGAACUCAGGCAGCGUUUUGCCUUGUUGAUGGAUGCAGUUCAGACCUUAGCAACUGUAGAGACUACCAUAGGCGUCAUAAGGUCUGUGAGCUUCACUCCAAGUCUCCACAAGUUACUAUAGGAGGUCUAAAGCAACGGUUCUGCCAGCAAUGUAGCAGGUUCCAUUCAUUAGAGGAAUUUGAUGAAGGGAAAAGAAGCUGCAGGAAACGUCUUGAUGGACACAAUCGGCGACGAAGGAAGCCUCAGCCAGACCUCCUAACACGUCCUGGAAGCUUUUUGUCCAAUUACAAAGGGACACUAAGGUUGCCAUACCCCAGUCCACAUGUUUAUCCAUCCACAACAAUGGUGAGUCCUACUUGGUCUGGAGUUGUUAAUAACGACGCGGAUGCUAGUACCCACUUCAGUCUUCAACAAGAAAUGCAUAUGCUUGGCAAACAGAAUCUCUGCUUUGGAUCCUCCCUGAGCAGCAGCUACAAAUUGGGAUGGAAGCAAUUCCCAUUUUUGGAAGUUGACAAACCUCCUACUUUUAACCGUCAGACUACAUCGUCUCCUCCUCGUCCUUCACAUGAAGCUUUCAUCUGCCAGCCGCUUCUGAGGAACAUUCCACUGUCAGAAAGCGGCGGUGCUGGUAGCUACAGCAUAUUCUGUGACAGGCUAACAACAACAACACAAGUCCAGGACUCGGAUUGUGCUCUCUCUCUUCUGUCAUCAACUCAAACGCAGACAUCUGAGAACCACAUGAUACUGCAGCCUAACUCAAUCCCCUUAGUGCUCCCCAUGGACCCAAUGGACUCGGUUCUGGUGUCCAACCACAGGGAUGAAGAUUCUCCUUGGUCCUCCGGAAGCAAAUCCUCUCAAACGCUUCCAUUUAAUUGGGAGUAAUGAUCAUAAUAAUAAUGGCCGGGAAUUCUGCAUCGGUGGGUAAUAAUUGCAAAAAAUUCUGCUCCAGUGAGUUCCAUUAUUUCUGAAUUAUUCGUUUGUCCGCACAAUUAAAAUCGUUUAUAUGACUGUGAUAUGAUAUUAUUUUAUAAAAUAAUUUCUUUUUUAGAAA